ACUGCUGAGAGCAAGCCGGUGAUAAGGGGAACUGAAAACUGCCAAGUGUGACAACAAAGGGGCUCUGAAUUAAGGCAAAACCAAGAACUGUAAUCCCAGAACCUGUCCGGAGAAGCACAGUCUGUCGGUAGCCCAUUCACAGCUUCAGUUGUGCCGGCUGAGGAAAGCUCAUCAUGGGGGGCAGGAAGCUGGUGCUCGGUGCUCUCUUUAGCCUUGUUCUGGCAAUGUUGCCUUCUUACACAGUGACUGUAGCCGUCAUGUCAGUUGAUCUGGGCAGUGAGUGGAUGAAAAUGGCGAUAGUGAAACCUGGUGUGCCCAUGGAGAUUGUUCUCAACAAGGAGUCGAGGAGGAAAACACCCAUAGCUGUGUGUCUCAAGGAAAAUGAAAGACUUUUUGGGGACAGUGCACUAGGAGUGUCUGUGAAGAACCCCAAAACUGUUUAUAGACACCUCCAAAGCCUCCUGGGCAAAAAGCACAAUAAUCUCCAGGUAUCACUCUACCAGAAACGUUUCCCUGAGCACCAGCUGCAGGAGGACCCAGUCAGAGGCACGGUUUACUUUAAAAACUCAGAAGAUCUGCAGUACACACCUGAGGAGCUCCUUGGGAUGGUGCUCAAUUAUUCUUGUGGACUGGCUCAGGACUUUGCAGAACUACCAAUCAAAGAUGCAGUGAUCACUGUCCCAGCCUUUUUCAACCAGGCCGAGCGCAGGGCAGUCCUACAGGCUGCACAGAUGGCAGGUCUAAAGGUUCUUCAGCUCAUCAAUGACAACACUGCCGUGGCCUUGAACUAUGGGGUCUUCAGGAGGAAGGAUAUCGAUAACACUGCUAAGAAUGUGAUGUUUUAUGAUAUGGGAUCAGGCAGCACAACUGCCACCAUCGUCUCUUAUCAAACAGUCAAAACCAAGGAGUCUGGCACCCAGCCCCAGUUACAGAUCAGAGGUGUCGGGUUUGACCGUGGGUUGGGGGGCUUUGAGAUGGAUUUGCGGCUCCGAGACCACCUGGCCAAACUUUUCAAUGAGCAGAAGAAGAGCAAGAAAGAUGUGAGGGAGAACCACCGAGCCAUGGCCAAGCUCCUCAAAGAGGCUCAGAGGCUCAAGACGGUGCUUAGUGCAAAUGUGGACUUCAUGGCCCAGGUGGAAGGUCUGAUGGACGACAUUGACUUCAAAGCUAAGGUGACCAGGGCUGAGUUUGAAGAGCUGUGUGCCGAUCUUUUUGAAAGAGUGCCUCGCCCGGUGCAGGAUGCCCUCACCUCUGCAGAGAUGAAGCUGGAAGAAAUUGAGCAGGUGAUCUUAGUAGGCGGCUCCACCCGCGUCCCCAAGGUUCAGGAAGUGCUGCUCAAAGCUGUUGGGAAAGAGGAGCUGGGGAAGAACAUCAAUGCAGAUGAGGCAGCAGCCAUGGGUGCUGUGUACCAGGCUGCUGCCCUCAGCAAGGCCUUUAAGGUCAAACCUUUCCUGAUCAGAGAUGCAGCUGUCUUCCCCAUUCAGGUGGAGUUCACCCGUGAGACAGAGGAAGAGGGGAUCAAAACCGUGAAACACAACAAACGUGUCCUCUUCCAGAGGAUGGCGCCCUACCCCCAGCGCAAGGUCAUUACAUUCAACCGCUACAACGCCGACUUUGCUUUCGACAUCAACUAUGGCGACCUCAGCUUCCUGAGUCAGGAUGACAUCAGUGUGUUUGGCUCUCUGAACCUGACCACAGUCAAACUGUCUGGAGUAGGCAGCAGCUUUGAGAAGCACGCAGACGCAGAGUCGAAGGGCAUCAAAGCCCAUUUCAACAUGGAUGAAAGUGGAGUGCUCCUGCUGGAUCGGGUGGAGUCUGUCUUUGAAACUAUAGUGGAGGAGAAAGAAGAGGAGUCCACAUUAACUAAACUGGGUAAUACAAUUUCCACCUUGUUUGGAGGAGGAUCGUCAGAACCUGCCCCAAAUGCGACUGAGCCUGUCCAGGACGAGGAGGAAGUGCCCCCUGAAUCUGGAAAGGGCGGCAAGGACGAGGAUGAAAAGGAGGAGGCCCAGAAGGACGAGACCGCCAAGGAGAAACAGGAUGAAUCAGAGAAAAGUGCAGAUGAAGAGAAAAGUCAGGAGAAGACACAGGACGCAGGCAGCAAGACUGAUGCCAAGGAGGAAAAGGACGGAGAGAAAUCUGGAAACACUGAGGCAGAGAAGGAUGUGGAGAUUAAGGCGAAACCUCAGAAAAAGAGCAAGAUCUCUGAAGACAUCACAGUGACGCUUAUUACCAAGGACAUCCUUGAUCCCACUGAAGAUGAUGUCACCUCCUCUAAGAAGAAGUUGCAGGAUUUGACGGACAGAGACCUGGCCAAGCACGAAAGGGAAAAGACCCUAAACAAUCUGGAAGCUUUCAUCUUUGAGACACAGGACAAGAUGUACCAGGAGGAUUACCAGCUGGUGGUGUCAGAGGAGGAGAAGGAGCAGAUCUCCACCAAGCUGAGUGAGGUGUCGGAGUGGAUGGACGAGGACGGCUACGCAGCCACCACCAAGCAGCUGAGAGAGAAGCUGUCUCAGCUGAAGAGCCUGUGCAAGGACAUGUUUUUCAGGGUGGAGGAGCGACGCAAGUGGCCUGACCGCCUGGCCGCCCUGGACAGCAUGCUCAACACCUCCAGCUUCUUCCUGAGGAGUGCCAAACUGAUUCCAGAGGAUGACCAAAUCUUCACUGAAGUUGAGCUGAAUAUGUUGGAAAAAGUGAUCAACGAGACAACGACAUGGAAGAAUGAGACGGUAGCAGAGCAGGGGAAACGCUCUCCAAAGGAGCGGCCUAUCCUGCUGUCCAAAGACAUCGAGUCCAAGCUGGCUCUACUGGACCGAGAGGUCAACUACUUGUUGAACAAAGCCAAGUUCACCAAGCCGAAGCCUAAAGCCAAAGCCAAGAACAGCACCAGCUCUGAUAAAAGCGGCAAGGCCAACAACAACAACACAGCAGAGGAGAAAGUCAUCCCUCCCACAGAGGAGAGCACGGACACGAAGAGCGAAAGCCCAGAGGAAGUGCAGCCGGGCGAAGCUCCGCCCACUGACAAGAGCACUGUAGAUGCAGACUCAGACAGCCAAUCACAGCCUACAGAAGAAACAACAACAACUACAGGACCAACAGAGGAGGCCCAACCUGAAAACCACAUAGGGGAUGAAUUAUAACAGCUGGAACUGGGAAAAAAUCACUAUUUAUUGACAGUGUAUAAAUGUUCAAGCUCCUUCUCACACUUUUUCUGUUGUUUUUUUUUUUUCUUUUUUUUUCUUUUUUGGCCUUUAUGUCCCUGCUUAUUGAACUGCUGGAAGCUGAUUGGAUAACGGUUGGAGACCACUCAUCUUGCUCCCCUUUCCUCUUCUGUGCUGUCCAUCUCCUCUGUCUUUCAUGGAUUCUGUAAGGAACGCACAUUAAACACAGAGAAGAAGCAUUUCAACGAAAGUAAAGCCCAAGACUGCUUCUGUGCUGAAACAAAAUACCUUCUCAUGUCCUGCAAAUGACCACAUUGAUGUUGAUACAGAGGGAGGUGUAAGCAGUGCUUGGCCUUAGCGAAGUAACAAUAUGUGUGUUUGACAAGGAUGAGCGCUGUUAUACUCUGGUUUGACGGUAUGGACAUUUCAUUUCCUGCUUUGUCCCUUUACACUGUAUCCUCAACCACGGCGUGCUGUUAUGAGGUUAUUAACUGUCCUAACACCUCCACCUUUACUGACUUUCCAUGGCCACUGAGUACGUGUGCUACUUAAAGGUGUUAGCCACACGCCUUUGAGGGGUGGUUUAGAGUCCAAUGCAGAUUUUUUUUACUCCAAUGCAGAAUUUAUUUGGCCAUAUAAUUUGUAGCUAUAUUUGCAGAAAACAUGACAAGAAGAUAUUCCUUACCUCCUGAAGUUUCCUUCUAAUUAUUGGCUGUAUAGAAUCUUGAUAACCUCUCCUGACGGUGCAAAAAUGAAAUGCUUGGGUCCAUCAUGUAGCAGUUAAUGUUGGGGAUUGACUGCUCAGGGCCUCCUGUAUGCACAGACUGAGAGGUAGUUAUGAACCUGAACUCCCUAAUAGGGAUGAUUUAACAUUGUGUCUUUACUUACCUGCUUCCCAUCAUCCUUCUGAUCCAGCUGGAUGAACCAAAAUGACUCAUGAGUUGGUUUUUCUACUGAAGCCAGUGCACACUUGAAUGUGUUUUGGUGAAAGUGGACGACCUCUGUGUUUAAAAGACUCGUAAGCUGCUAAACGUAGACGAGGUGGUGUAUUAGUGUUGUCACUGCUCUUUACCUCAACGUGCCCUGUGGUGGAGAUUCUUGCUCAGAUGUUGGUUCCAUUGUUCUGUUCGAGGGGGGGGUGGGGGAUUCAGCGGU
This is a messenger RNA of Chelmon rostratus (copperband butterflyfish), 4319 nucleotides long. It is a transcript of the gene hyou1, whose product is annotated as hypoxia up-regulated 1. Gene Ontology annotation, molecular function: ATP binding; ATP-dependent protein folding chaperone. Bases 174 to 3143 code for a protein of 989 amino acids. Gene Ontology annotation, biological process: negative regulation of hypoxia-induced intrinsic apoptotic signaling pathway; endoplasmic reticulum unfolded protein response; cellular response to hypoxia. NCBI's taxonomy places the organism in Eukaryota, Metazoa, Chordata, Actinopteri, Chaetodontiformes, Chaetodontidae. Gene Ontology annotation, cellular component: endoplasmic reticulum chaperone complex. The record is from RefSeq and is a predicted model, not a curated record. The transcript is spliced from 24 exons.